Spodoptera frugiperda (fall armyworm) is the source of this 5815-nucleotide messenger RNA. It is a transcript of the gene Oseg6, whose product is annotated as WD repeat-containing protein 19. The record is from RefSeq and is a predicted model, not a curated record. Gene Ontology annotation, biological process: cilium assembly; intraciliary retrograde transport. Lineage: Eukaryota; Metazoa; Arthropoda; Insecta; Lepidoptera; Noctuidae. The transcript has 22 exons. Gene Ontology annotation, molecular function: protein binding. Gene Ontology annotation, cellular component: cilium; intraciliary transport particle A. Bases 342 to 4439 code for a protein of 1365 amino acids.
AACUCAGAAGAGACGUAGAAAAAUGGGUCAAUAAAAUGUAUUUUUAUUUAUAAUUCUCAAAAGCUAUUUUAUUAAUUUAUUAUUCUUGCCAAAAUUAUAUAUGAUUAUUUUUAGAUACAUAUUUAAAUAAUAAAUAGUAGGACGACUUAAAUGUUACUUUAAGAGAAUAAUCAAAACGUUCCCACGACGUCAAUCUUCAGUCAUCUCAAAUUUUCAGUUGCUUAGCAACGGUAUAAAGCAUCAACACGCAACAAAAUGUAUUUUUAUCAAUAACAAUUAAGUAUUAAUUAAUCUAACAUAAGUACCUUUAUAAUUGUUAGCCUUUAAAAAGGCAUUGCAAAAUGACGACUCCAAAAUUGCUAUAUACUAUAGAGCAGCCUCAUGGCAUGGGAGAGUUGUACUUCUUGUGGCAGAAGGGAGAGUCCCACUCCUUGCUGGCCACAACUGGAACAGAUGCUACAGUAGCUGUGCAUGAUAGGAGUGGACAGUUGUUAGAAAGAAUGAAGUUGCAGGGUCUUUGUGGUGGCAUGGAAUGGGACCAAGAUGGCGAUUAUUUAGCUAUCAUCACUCCUAACAGCAAUACAGUAUUGUUAUGGGAGUGUCAUGCUAAUAAGAGGAUUAAUAUUGAAACUGGAUUGCGAGAGCCUCCAUCGUGCAUAGCAUGGGCUUAUGGAGAACCAUUGUUGGCAGUUGGCACACAGAAAGGAAAUCUUGCACUUUAUAAUCAUCACACAACUAAGAGAAUACCAAUAAUAGGUAAACACACUAAAAAGAUUACAUGUGCAGCAUGGAAUAAGGAUAGUAUUCUAGUGUUAGCAUCGGAAGACAAGAGCUUGUCAAUCAACAACUCGGAUGGAGAUACAUUGAGAAUGAUAUCUCUUAGAGAUGCACCAAAUGAUCUGCAGUUCUCAGAGAUGAAAACUGAUGAGAGAGUCGCUGGAGAGAACACUAUAAGUUUGGUUGUUGGCAAGAGGACUCUGUACCUAUAUAAUCUCUUAAACCCAGAGAAUCCAAUAGAACUAGCGUUUCAACAGCGUUAUGGCUCUAUAGUAUCCUACAAAUGGUAUGGAGAUGGAUACAUCCUUAUAGGAUUUAGUGCUGGCUUCAUCAUUGCUAUAUCCACACAUAUCAAGGAGGUUGGUGAAGAGCUGUUCCAAGUGAAGAAUCAUAAGGAUAACCUGACUGAUGUAGCAGUUUGUAAUGGGAUGGCGGCUUCUUGUGGUGAUGGACAACUAAAAUUGAUAGCAAUAUGGAAUAACGGCGAGGUAUCAGGGUCAGUUAUGCCCGCAGGAGGCGCGGAGCGUUGCGCUUGGAGUUCUGACGGACGUUUGCUCGCGACGGCUGGUCGGGCGUAUCUGAAUGUUUACGUGACAGCGUUGCCGCCAUUACACGCGGCUUAUGGCACCAGAGUUAUCACAUUGACUAGUCUUACUGAGGCGACUGUGUAUCAAUGUAUAGCCGUCGGUGAUGAACCGGAGCCUGUGAAUAAAUCGGAACCAACGCCCCUAGCAACCUACACUCUACCAACAGAACCUAGCGUGAUUGCCUUGGGCGGGUCCCACGUAUGUUGUGCCAGUGGUACCCUGGCCUGGUUCUACCCACUGACUGGGGGGGCGGCCGCCAGGAGGCAGUACCCAGCACCUAUUGAGAUGAUCACUCUAGCUGGGGAAUAUGCUGCCGCCCUGUUCCAAGGACGGGCUAUGUUGCAUGUGAUCGAUCAAAUAGACCCAUCGCAGCCGGAGAAGGAAGCCAUGUUGUUUCCCGAGCCACACAUGCAAGGCGCCAAGAUUGUGGACAUACACCUCACUAGUGAUUUCUUCAUAUUCGUUACUGAUCAAGGCCACGUAGAAUACUUCGGCGUGGAAGAGUGGCGUAGUUGUGCCCGGUACCGGCACGCGUGUGGACUGCGGCGCCUGCACUGCGACAUCGGCGGCGCGCGCGCAGCAUUACUGGACGAACGGCGCCGGCUCGUCGUCUACUGCCCCGCGGCUGACCAUGUCGCUGCUGUUACUAGGAAUGUUGCUACUGAUGUCAGAGGAAUAAUCUGGGACAUUUGUCUCUCAGACCGUAACGUGUUCAUAAUAUACACCGACGAAGCAAUAGAGACGUAUUACUACGCCGCUAACUCUAUCAAUGGUUCACACGUGGACUUAGUAGGCACUACGCCGCUCAUGGCCGGACAGAUACCACUCAUCCUGUUCUCUGGAGACGUCUAUUGCUAUGCUAAUGCUGGAUCGGUAUUAAAAAUGGCGUUAGACUCCCACAACACGGGUGGUCUAGCGGACGCGGACACGGAGAAACGUCUGGCGAACCAGCGCCGCCAUAUAGAGAAGUUGUUACUACUGAGGCGGUUCAGCGAGGCCUGGCUGUUCUGUGACGCCGUGGAUGAAGUGGAACUCUGGAGGAAAAUGGGAGAGGCCGCUAUAGCUGAUCUUAAUGUUGAGUUUGCAAUUCGUGUCUACACGAGGCUCAGUGAUGUGGCAAUGGUUUGGGCUUUAGAAGACGCAUCGCAUAUUGAAGAUUUAUCUAUAUUGUGCGGCAUGCUUUGUGCCUGCGUGGAUAAAGGCGACGCAGCAGUCCGUUGGUUGGAGGGGGGCGGCGCGGGCGCGCUGCAUGCGCUGGCGCUGCACUGCGCGCGCGGGGACUGGGCGCGGGCCGCCACGCUGGCCGCGCGGGCCGCGCCCCGCGCCGCGCCAGACAUCACCAGGCAUCGCGCGCACCAUCUCGAACUCACAGCGGACUACCACGAAGCUCUAACAAACUAUGAGAAGAGCCUCAUAACUGAGAACACAGACGACAUCAAAGUAAAAGAACACAAUGACAAAUGCGAAGCGGGGAUCGCACGGAUGGCGAUACGAUGCGGUGACGUCAUGCGAGGACUUACCACUGCCAUGAAACAUUCACAUGACAUCAUGCUUAUAAAGGAAUGCGCACAAUUAUUAGAAGAAGAGAAACAAUACAGUCACGCUGCAGCCCUAUACGACCAUGCAGGGAACACAGAGAAAGCAGCGUCCCUAUAUAUCAAAUUAAAGUCCUGGCUCAAAGUCGAAGCCUUACUCCCAAAGAUCAAUUCGCCAAGCAUACACAUACAGUACGCAAAAGCCAAAGAAGCUGAAGGGAGGUACCAGGACGCCUUAAAGUCCUACCUCAAAGCCCAAGACUAUGAGGCAGCGAUCCGACUAAACUUAGACAAACUCGACGAUAUUGACGAAGCAGUGAAUUUAGUUCAAGAAACCAAAUCGAUUCAGGGAGCUAAAAUGGUUGCGAAUUACUUUCAAAACAGUGAUGAUCCUACUUCAGCUAUAAAGUUCUUAGUCAUGUCUCUCUGUUACGAUGAAGCCUUUCAAUUAGCGAGGAAGAAUGGUAAGCUGCAGUUGUAUGGAGAAAUUCUGAUACAAACGUCGCAAGCAAGGCCGGAGGACUUUAAGAGUUUGGCGUUACAUUUUGAAGGGGAAAAGAAUCAUUUGUUGGCUGGGAAGUUCUAUUUCCAUGCUGGGGAGUAUAAUAAAGCCAUGUCUCAUUUGUUGAGGAGUGGCGGGUCUGAAGAGGAGGAGAAUGAGGCCAUUAGUAUAGCUAUUGAUGCGGCCGCUGCUAGUGAUGACGAGAGAUUGAGUCGGAGGUUGAUAGAGUUCCUCCUCGGCGAGACUGAUGGCACACCGCGUGAGCCACGACAUCUGUUCCGCUUGUAUAUGGCCAAGAGACAAUUCGCUGAAGCUGCUAAAACUGCGAUAAUAAUAGCGGGCGCGGAGUGUCGCGCGGGCGCGUACCGCGAGGCCCGCGACGUGGUGCGCGCCAUGUGCGUGUCGCUGCGCGCGAGCCGACUGGCCGUGCCCAGGGACAUGCGGCACGCCAUCGCACUGCUGCACAGCUACAUACUGGUCCGUACGCACGUCAAACGUGGUCGCCAUGACUUGGCCGCUAGAUUGCUACUGCGCACUGCAGCUGACGUCACAUUCUUCCCAACACCACAACAUCAAGUAUCGAUACUGACAUCGACGGUCAUCGAAUGCAGUCGUGCUGGUUUGAAGCAUCAGGCAUUCCAUUGGGCAAGGGUGUUGAUGCAGCCUGAAUAUCGUUCACAGAUCGACCCGAAAUACGUGAAGAAGAUAGAGAGCGUAGUCCGGCACGGCGCGCGCGACACUCCCGCGCCGCCCGUGACGUCACCGUGUCCCCAGUGCGGGGCCGACCUGCCUAUAGCAGACCUCACCUGUACACACUGCGAGGUCGAUGUACCAUUCUGUUUGGCUUCGGGUCUACAUAUAGUGAAGGAUGAUCUGACUGCAUGUCCGGAAUGCGACUUUCCGGCCAUUCUCACUGAAUUUGUUGAGAUCCUCCAAGAAGAAGGCAAGUGUCCGAUGUGUGGUGAGAACGUCGAUUACCGGCGACUGGUCAAGAUUGACGACGUCGCUGCCUACAUGGACCUUAGCACCUCGGAGUAGAGUUCAAAUUUGCCUGUAUUUUUGUAUGUACAAUAUGUUUUCUAUGUACCUAAUGAUCUGGGGCCUUAGUCUGCUAUUACAAUUGUGUCAGUAUGGUCGAUCAUUGAGCAGUACAAGAGAGACAGAGCUAUGUAGGUUGUAUAAUUCCUUAUGUAGGUUGUAAGGCCCCAGGAUUUGAACAGGAGAAGUUGUUAACUUAUGUAUUCUCAAAAUGAGCUCUCUGUACGUUUUCAGAAAACACUUGUCUGGCGAAAAAUUUCUUGAAAGAAGUGAUUUCUGAAAAAUUUGUAUUAAUGCUAUUAAUUUGCAUUUAAGUAUGUAUCUGAUAAGAAAGGCGGGAGAAGACAUUGGAUGAUUUCCCCCUCAAAAAAAAAGUAUGUAUCUGAUACUUUAGUAAAACCAGAAUAUAGCUACUUUCAUACAAAACUCAAAUUUCGAAAUCAAACAAUUAAAAAAUAUCGUCAAUGAACGAUAAAAAAAUACUUAACUAAAUAAUUUAAAAAUAGAUGCCAUCAACAUUGUACACACAAGGCCGUGUUAAGCAAUUCAGUCUGCCAUACAAUGUACAAACUUAUAAACUCUAUCACACUACACAUAGAGUUGAAAUUCCUUCAGCCAGUACUAACGAUAAGCUUUAAGAAAUCCCUCCGUUAUCUUACAAGGUUAGUUAAUUUGAUUAUUUUCUUCAUAAACGCCUUGAGAUAACAGGUUGCAACUAGUUUGUUGUUACUUAUGUGAUAAGUAUGUGAUUAGGUAAUUGUCCGUCCAUUUAGUUUGUAGUAUGUAUGUUAGUUUAUGUAGUUUUUGUACUUAAAUGUAGAAUUUACUAUAAUGUGCACACACUUUUUAACAUUUGUGUUAUAAAUGUCUCAUGUAAUUGGUGUAAAAGUGUUAUCUUGUAACCUAUUUGCAAUAAUAAAUAUCAUUUGUCAUUAAUAAGGGGCGAACCUAUUGCUAUUUACUGGGCACAAUUCCAGUGUCCGUGCUACUACUGAGAUUUUUUUCGAAAAACCGAUAAAUGCUAAUACUUUGCCCUUUUCCCGAUUCGGGAAUCGAACCCGAGCUCUCUUGUCCGGCAUCGCGCAGUCAAGCGUGACGUUGCGUUGUAGAAUAUAUAGGAGCUAAGUUUUUAUAGUUUUCAAUCAGGGUUAAUUUAUAUAAGCGCAGAUAUAAAAAAGAAACGAUCGAAAUCGCACGAAGUCGCGCAUCUGGGCGUAAUAAAUACAAAAGAAUGUGUACUUUGCGCUAGUAUAAAUUGACCCUUUUUAUGUAGUUCCGUCCAUUUUUUAUCUCAUUGAAGCAUGUUUUUCUUGCAAAGAGAGAUAUUCUAUGAUUAACUAUAAUUAUAUUAUUUAUAUUAAAAUAUAUAAAUUAUA